Molecule: messenger RNA, 1068 nt
Organism: Penicillium coprophilum
Lineage: Eukaryota; Fungi; Ascomycota; Eurotiomycetes; Eurotiales; Aspergillaceae
Exons: 3
Coding region: 1-1068 (355 amino acids)
Source: RefSeq, a predicted model, not a curated record
AUGCAUCGAUUUCGAAGAGCAUGCACCUGGAAGCAAUUGGUAAAUCAAAACCAAUUUGUGGUGACAUUAGCUGUCAACCGGGGGGUCAUUUUACCCAAUAUCCACUCAAUAAACAAACCGGACAGGCAGUAUUCGACAGCACAAAAUAUCCCUUGCGAGAUCCCAGCUAGCCAACUAGAAUCCAAAACACAUCCACUAGGAUGGGAGCACAUUCAGGCUCAAGUUGAACCAUAUUUUGGUGACAAUUGGAGCUUUGCCAGCGAAAAGGAGAAAAAGGGGUUCCUUGAUCUUGGUUUAUCCCGUGCCUUCAGUCACUUCUUCCCAUUGACGCUAGAUGAUCGCAUUGAUGUGACAUGCAAAAUGCUUUACUUGUCUUUACUCGUUGAUGACCAACUCGAAAAAAUGAGCUUUACACAAAUGCUGUCAUAUCGGGACCAGGUCAUGAAAGUUGCCCUUGGAACAGCGAGUCUCGACAGAAGUAUCUGCCUGGAGUGGAUGCUUCACGAUACCAUCAUGGCCAUGCGAAGUAUAGACGAGCUUCUAGCAAAUGAUGUUGCCCAAGGAUUUUGUCAACUUCUGCAGGCCCAGACAUCCCAGGAAAGAACCACAAUAAAAACUCUCGGAUCAUACCUCAAGCUCAGGGAGACAGAUGUGGGUAGACCACUGUACUCAGCUCUUAUUAGAUUCGGUGCCAAGCUCUGUCUCACUACGCCUGAACUUAAAAAGACCGCGGCUUUGGAGAGCACCGCAUUUCGGUAUUUCAGCGUCGUGAACGAUAUAUAUAGCUGGGAACGGGAAUGGAAAGUAUACCAGGCGAACCCAACCGAUGGUGCCCAGCCAUUCUCUGCCAUUUACAUUUUUGCCAAUGAGACAGGACUAUCAUACACAGCUUGCAAGCGGUUGAUGUAUAGCUACUGUCGCGAGUUGGAGCUCGCUCACAAGCAAUCUAUGGCAGAAAUUCGCUCGGAAAAUUUGAGGCCUGAACUGGAAUUGUACAUCAAAGGUCUAGAAUAUUUCAUGUCCGGCAUUGAGCUAUGGAGUCAAUGGACUCCACGAUAUCGACAAUGA